Molecule: messenger RNA, 1011 nt
Organism: Magallana angulata
Lineage: Eukaryota; Metazoa; Mollusca; Bivalvia; Ostreida; Ostreidae
Product: tyrosine-protein kinase receptor Tie-2-like
Exons: 7
Coding region: 88-885 (265 amino acids)
Molecular function (GO): scavenger receptor activity
Source: RefSeq, a predicted model, not a curated record
ACAAGGAAAGUGUAAUUUCAAAUUACAAACUUCGCUACAAAAAAAUUCGGAAACUUGGAAUUUAAUAUUUAGUUUCAGCGUGCUAAAAUGAAGAAUACAGAGAUUAUAUGCUUUUUAUUUGUGACUUUUCUAUGGGAGUUUGAAGUCAUAUAUGCAACCCUUUGUAGGGGUAUAAAUGGAACUUAUUGCUGUUCAGGGUACCGUUGGAGCAAAAUACAAAACAAUUGUAUACCCUGUACAUCAGGUUAUACAGGAAUAAACUGUGCCACCAAGUGUAUCUAUCCUCUAUUCGGCCAAGAUUGCCAGUCAGUUUGUAACUGCACAAAUGAACACUGUGAUCAUGUGGAUGGUUGUAGAAAUUCAUCAGGGAAAACUAUUGAGAACGUUUGUAGUGGGAAAAAUGGAAGUUAUUGUUGUCAAGGAUACAUGUGGAAUAAAGAGAAGACGAAAUGCAUAGCCUGUGAAAUUGGAUAUUUGGGAAAGGACUGUGACGUCAAGUGUCCCUUUCCUUCAUAUGGAAAUGAAUGUCAGUUGAGAUGCACCUGUGAAGAAACUGAUUGUGAUUUUGUUAACGGCUGCAGAAGAUCACUAAACGUCUCCUCAGUAGUCUAUAACAGCAGGAGUGUCGACGUCACAGCCACAAGUUUCAACGGAAAUAUCACAAACAUUAAAGUUUCUUUUCGCACAGCUCUCGAUGUGGACGACAAUAAUGCAACUAAUAAGAUGUGUGAAUCAGCGCUCACAAAACGUAACGAUUCUGGUGGUUUUCGGAAUGCACUUAUUGGACUAGCAAUAGUGGCUUCUUUGAUAACAUUUAUAUAUCUGUACACAUAUCUAUUAGAAAAACACCGAACAUGCCCUUUAACAGUUAAUGUUUCCGUAUGAUUUGUUAAAGUGGCUUCAAAUAUUAACAAAAUGUAUAUGUUUCGCAAAUGUGUUAACACUUAUUGUACUGAUAUUAAAUUGUAUCAACUUACUUGUAUACAAUGUUUUUCAAAAUAAAUGUACUGU